Molecule: messenger RNA, 1455 nt
Organism: Penicillium soppii
Lineage: Eukaryota; Fungi; Ascomycota; Eurotiomycetes; Eurotiales; Aspergillaceae
Product: NAD(P)/FAD-dependent oxidoreductase
Exons: 3
Coding region: 1-1455 (484 amino acids)
Cellular component (GO): cytoplasm
Molecular function (GO): oxidoreductase activity
Source: RefSeq, a predicted model, not a curated record
AUGGCACCUAAUGACUCCGUUUUCAGCCUUAUCGUGGCUGAUCCAGGCCUGCCACGGUCCAAUCCUACCCAAUCUUACUGGCAGCACAUUCCGCAUGCUCUCGCUGACAUCCAAUCCCCGGAUUUGCCAGCCAAUCGAGACUUUGCUGUUAUUGGAUCAGGAAUCACGGGUUUAGCGGUGACAAAAACCCUCUUGGAGCGCCAUUCUACUGCUACAGUAACCGUUCUGGAGGCUCGUACCCUGUGUUCGGGUGCAACUGGACGCAAUGGUGGUCAAAUGGCUGCGAAUGCUGGAGAACAGUAUUUGAAUCUAGCAGAAACUCAUGGGGCCGAAACAGCGGGCAAGAUUGUGGACUUUACAUUCCGUAACUUGGAGAAGAUGCAGGAAUUAAUCAAGGAGUACGAGGUGGUAGAGUUAAGCGAGUUGCAGAAUUUGCGGAAACUGCGAGUCUUUUUGACACAGGGGAAAUUUGACGAUUUCAAGAAAAGCAUUGCCCGUCUAGAAGCAGAUCACCCUUCCAGGAGAGGGUUAUAUACAAUCCUGGAUGCGGAUGCAGUCGUGAAAGAACAUGGAAUCCACGGCACAUCUGGAGGAGCAUUGCUUCCUGCAGGAACAGUCUGGCCAUAUCGUCUGGUCACCAAAGUGUUCUCGGCGCUCUUGGAAAAAUAUCCUGGGCGACUGACAAUUGAAACACAUACUCCAGUUGAAUCAAUUGAGCAUACUUCUAUACGUGCCUCGCCUAUCACGGCCAUUGGUUCAUACGUACUACGCACUUCUCGCGGUCCAUUGCGAGCCAGCGCCGUAGUGCAUUGCACCAAUGGGUAUAGUGGGCAUCUUGUCCCAGGCCUCAGAGGACUUGUCUAUCCUUUCAAAGGAACGAUGACUGUUCAAGAUCCAGAGAACUCGGUACCUAACCAAGGCACUGCUAUCUCAUGGGGCUUCCACUAUCCUCCCUCUUGUGACCCCGAAACAAAGCGGAUUGGAUACGGGCUGUAUUAUCUAGGACAAAGUGCAAAGACUGGAUAUUUCUACUUUGGCGGCGAGAAUGCACGCAUUGACGAGUCAGUGUCGGCAGACGAUAGCUUUGUGGCUGAACACUCCGUUGUCCACCUUCAAUCGGUCCUACCACGAUUUUUCGGCAAAAAUGUUAGAUCCAACUGGCGGCUGAUCAGUGCCUGGAGUGGUAUUAUGGGUUAUUCGCCUGACGGUCUUCCAAUAGUCGGACAAUUGUCGUGUAAACUGACAGAGCGAAAGGGGGAUGGUGAGUGGAUUGCCGCUGCAUUCAAUGGUUAUGGCAUGGCGAAUAGCCUGCUAAGUGGGGAGGCUUUGGGUUUGAUGAUAUUGGGAGAAGAUGUCAGCAGUUGGCUCCCAAUGGCCUACGGAUUGGGCGAAAGAAGGCUGCGAGAGGCGCUCACGAUCCCAAAGGCCAUCAGUGCUCUGAACUCGAAGCUAUGA